AUGGCAUCUAUAUUAACUGUGAUACGUCCGGCGCAAAAAAUCACCCAAGGAACGAGACCAGUUUGUAGACUAACGAGCUCAAUUACCUUCUUUAACACGAUACGACGACUAUCUUUAUCAGUGUCAAGACCACAAGAUGGCCUUGCGGAGACAAAUGAGCGUCCAAGAUGGUCCCACACACCUGAAAGAAUGAAGAUGCCAUACAGAGUUCGACUAGUAGACCCCGAGAAGAAAUGGGAAUGCAAUAGCGAUCCAAAGCGAUUAGACCACUUUUAUAUAAAAUUGCUCGGCGUCGGGGGUGACAAGUUGCUUCCCGAAGAAGUGAAAUGGCUUGCCGUCACACACAAAAGCUUUGAACAAGGAGCUAGAGGAUUUAAUGACAGGUUGGCCUUUUUUGGACGUCGCUUGAUAAAUCUACAGACAGACUUGGCAUUAGUUUCUUCUGAGCCUCCAGAAAAAUCUAGUAAUCAUAUGAAAACGCCUGACGGCAGGACCCCAUUUAAACACCCGUCUCUUGUCGGAUUACCGAACUUGGUCAAUAUACCCCUGUCUGAUGUAUUGACAGUAGAGAAAAUUGCAUCACUAGCAACCUCUAUGGGAAUGAGAAGUGUAGUCAGAUGGCAUCCAAGACUGAUUCGUGACCUUGACGCAUCAGGAAUAAAUGCAAUACUUACGACCUCGAUAUACGCAAUAUUCGGCGCGUUGGCCUUGCAGAAUGGAGGAAAGGUAGCCAUAAAUCUUGCCAAGGCUCGAGUUCUAAAGCCUCUAGGUAUCAUAUAA
This is a messenger RNA of Blumeria graminis f. sp. triticale, 780 nucleotides long. Lineage: Eukaryota; Fungi; Ascomycota; Leotiomycetes; Helotiales; Erysiphaceae. The record is from the annotation of a GenBank genome assembly.